This is a messenger RNA of Symbiodinium sp. CCMP2456, 723 nucleotides long. The record is from the annotation of a GenBank genome assembly. Lineage: Eukaryota; Dinophyceae; Suessiales; Symbiodiniaceae.
AUGAGGAGAUGCGAUGAAGCCUCGUGUCGUGAGCCACAGCCAUUUCUGCAGUUGUGGCAGCAUGUGAAGGCGGCCGAGUCCUUUCAGGGAGCCAGGCCGGGCUACGUGUUCAAAGUUGACCAACAUGGCUUGGGGUACUAUCUGGAUCCCGUACAGGUCAACCGAUCUAUCUGGGAUGAUGUAGUUUCCAAGUUGCCCGAAACUUGGCGGGACACGCCUCAUCGGGAGGAGCAACUACGUGUCAGUGAGCAGCAAAGUUGUGGCUUGAGUAUGUCGCACAGUGAUUUCGGAUUCGUGGUUGACAAGGUGGAGGACGAGCCUGGCCAAAAACUGCAAAAGGGCGAGGCCAUCGUGGCGAUAGAAGGGCGUUUGCUGGCUGGGCUCUCUGCUCCGCAGAUGCAGGCCUCCUUCCAGAAGCGCCGUGUCGAGGGUGCUCGACUGUACGUGGUCGAUCUCGCCAAGGCAGAAGAGCUGUCCAGACGAGACCCAAACAUCAUUGAGAUGUGGGACCCUGUUAAGCAGCACAACUAUUUCUUUCACAAGAAGACUGGCAAGAGCGCAUGGACGCUGGAGGAGCUGCAGCCGGCUCCAUCCACGUCCACGUCCUCGGCUUCGGCGGAGAAGCGGAAAGCGGAUGCCACAUCGCAGGCGCCGAUUGACAUCGCCCACUUCAUGCAGCAUGGGUUUGCAAAGCAGAAAGAGCAGCCAAAGAAGAAGGCUAAG